Physella acuta is the source of this 1888-nucleotide messenger RNA. RefSeq names its product alkaline phosphatase. Gene Ontology annotation, biological process: dephosphorylation. NCBI's taxonomy places the organism in Eukaryota, Metazoa, Mollusca, Gastropoda, Physidae. The record is from RefSeq and is a predicted model, not a curated record. Gene Ontology annotation, molecular function: alkaline phosphatase activity.
GGAAGCUACCUAACACAAGCACAGCCGUGUUGCGAAUAGUUAUUGAGGAGAACAACGGAAUGUAUUUGAAAUGCAUUGCGAGUAUUCGAUGACUGAGUGAGGGCUUGCAAAUGUGGGUAGGCUGUUCGAUAUGAUGACGUCACGGAUAUGCCCGGACCAAGGCAAUACAGCUCAGAUGGCUAUAUAGCGGAAACGUGUUUGCCAAAUUUAGCAGUUGCUCGACGUUUUGAAGAGUCGAUCAGCGACGUCAACAUGUGGACAAAAGUCGUGGUCGCAGUUUGUUUGUUAGGUUUGGCUCACUCUGCAUUUGAAAGUAACGACCAGUGGCGACGCCAGGCCAGAGCGGAUCUCGAGCGGGCCAAAAAUGUCAAGCAAAUAACUAGUUUGGCCAAGAAUGUUGUCCUCAUGAUUGGAGAUGGUAUGGGUCUACCCACCGUCACGGCGGGUCGCAUCUACACGGGUCAAAAGAAGGGUCAGACGGGCGAGGAAUACAAGUUUACUUUCGAGCAGUUUCCCAAUGUCGCUUUGUCCAAGACAUAUAACCUUGACCGUCAAGUGCCAGACAGUGCUGGAACCGCUUCCGCCAUCAUGACAGGGGUCAAGGUCAACCUCGGGACCCUCGGGGUCGACGGCUCGGUGCCUUACGGAGAGAACUGCACGGAGUACAGGAAAGACAGGCAUCUGAAGACUAUACUGGACUACGCCUUGGAAGCAGGUAAAUCAGUCGGAGUGGUGACAACGACCCGUAUCACACACGCAACACCUGGGUCCACGUACGCUCACACGCCGUGGAGAGACUGGGAGAGCGACACGGACAUGAAGGGGAUCCAAGGCUGUGAACACCUGAAGGACAUCGCCUACCAGCUGGUCAUGGACAACCCUAACAUCAACGUUCUGUUAGGUGGUGGCAGACGUAGCUUCAUCAACAACACGACCCCUGACCCGGGGACUAAGAAAAUCAGCUCCAACCAACGUACCGACGGUCUGGAUUUAAGGGAGGCAUGGAAAGCAGAGAAGAGAUCACGUGGUGUGGCGCAUGCGUAUGUAGAGAACAAGGCCCAGUUUGAUGCGGUGGACCCACUCAAGACCGAUUAUCUGUUUGGAUUGUUCACCUCAAGUCACAUGACUUAUGAGCUAGAACGUAACCCGACAGAAGAGCCGUCACUCACUGAAAUGGUGGACAAGGCCAUCAGAAUUCUCAGGAAAAAUCCGAAAGGUUAUUUCCUGCUCAUUGAAGGGGGUCGGAUAGACCACGCCCACCACGACAACUACGGUAAACGAGCCUUGGAAGAAACCUACGAGUUGGAUAAUGCAGUUAAAAAAGUGGGCCAGAUGGUUUCCAUCCAAGACACGCUGACCAUCGUCACAGCUGACCACUCCCACGCAUUCGGCAUCGCUGGGUACCCAACUAGAGGCAACAACAUCCUGAGUGUUGUUGACGACAUCUUGAAAGGAGAGGACCCGUAUGAUAACCUGCCGUACUUGACCUUGAACUAUUUUAACGGACCAGCGUACGGCAGGACAGACCUGACCAAUGUCGAUACUAAAGACAACAAUUUCCAACAGCCCGGGUGUGUGGGGAUGCCGUACGCCGCCCACGGUGGGGAGGACGUCGCGAUAUACGCGCAAGGGCCCAUGUCCCACCUGUUCCACACCACCCAUGAGCAGAACUACAUCGGUCACGUGAUGAUGUACGCAUCCUGUAUAGGAGAGUACAAGAGCUCGUGUGAUUUGAAGAGUCGGAAACGUCGUUGAUGAAAGAACGAGAUCCCACCGGUUGGACUAAAAAAGAACAGUGACCAACAGUUACUGCCCUUUAACAAGUUUUCCACACAUUCCUAUAGCUGUUUCACGUGUUGUAGCAAAUAAACUAAUUUUUUUUUCAAGA